AAUUAUUGCCACCAUGUUUCAACUGUACAAACAAUACUACUGCUACUGCUACUACUAAUAUUGCUGCUGCUGCUACUGCUGCUACUACUGCUAAUGCUAAUGCUGCUGCUGCUGCUACUGCUACUAUUGUUGCUGCUGCUGCUGCUGCUACUGCUGCUGUUGUUACUGUUACUACUGCUACUGCUACUGCUACUGGGUUUUUCCCUGCCAAAUUAUUAUAUUAUGUAACGUUAUAAUUAUUGCCACCAUGUUUCAACUGUACAAACAAUACUGCUACUGUUGCUGCUGCUGCUACUACUACUACUACUACUACCACCAGUUUUGGCCCCCAACGCAUCUGCUGAUGUGCGUGCGUGUGCAUAGACGUACGGGCUUCAAUUUUUGUAGGGGGAGGGUGGGGGGGGGGGGGGCUGGAUGAUGUCUGCCGUAAUUAAACGAAAAUGCCCGAUCCUAUUAGAUUACGCCAAACUGUUUAUAGGUUUACAAACGAAUCACUAUGCAUUUUUACAUGGGUUACAUAGUAGGUAGAAUGAUGGAAAUGCAUAGUGAAAAGGUUUCAGGAUUUACCGGAAUAUCUGUUCUUUUCUUUUUUUGGCCCGAAUUUGAGGAUUUGCUCCAACCCGGGGGAGGGGGAGGGAGGUGAGUUGUGCCUCUGCCCUUGUUUCGUGUGUGUGUGUGUGUGUGUGUGUGUGUGUGUGUGUGCGCGCGCGUGUGUAUGCGUGUCUACGUGUGUAUCUGUGAUUGAUCUUAUCAUCUGAUUUUUUUUUUCAGCAUUGAUUUCCUCCCCAUUAGUUCGAAGAUUCGGAACCACAAUGUGUUGUGUUGUUGGAGGGUUCAUGGCCACUGUCAGCGUGUUGGCCGCUUCUUUUUUGAACAGUAUACCCGGUCUGAUCACUCUGGUUGGAGCCGCCUCGGGAUUCAGCCUUUCCUUUUGCCACCUUGCGUCGUAUGUGACAAUCCGCGAGGUGUUCUGGGACAGGCCUGGCUUCGGCGAAGCGGUGGUCAUGGCAGGAGGGGGGCUGGGGGGGUUCUGCAUGCCAAUGUUCAACACCUUUCUCCUGGAAGAGUUCGGCUGGAGGGGAACCUUUCUGUUACUCAGCGGUCUACUGUUUAACAUCUGCCUGUUAGGAAUGAUCACCCACACAUUCAAACGACUCUGCCUUCAGUCCGAUCGCUGUGACAAGGAUGCCGAUGUUCUUUCAGAGAAUGCAAGAACAAACGCUAUGUAUGGAUGACCAAUUUGAAAACCACAGUCAAGAAGACAAUAACACGAAAAACGAUCUUAAAGUCAAAACACUGCCUCUUUGUGAAACUAAUAACACGGAAGAAAGCACCCUUGAUGGCGGAUCAAGGCAAGGGCGUAACAUUUUCCAAGAUGAUGGAAUGAGAAAGCUAAACGAGUGCACUGAUGUUCAGAUUCAAAACCACUGUCACCGCUACGGAAAGCAAACUGAACUUGAUGGCAAACAAAAAAUUGAACUUGAUGGCAAGCAAAUUAAACUUGAUGACAAGCACACUGAACUUGAUGACAAGAAAACUGAACUUCAUGGCAAGCAAAUUAAACUUGAUUGCAAGCAAAUUGAACUUGAUGGUGAAGCAAGACAAGAAAGCGAUGACGUCCAAAUUAACAGUGACAGAAAGUCGUCUCAAGAACUCGACAACGAACCUUACAGAAAUGACGGAAUUCGCUGCAAUCGAGAAUCAAACGAACAUGGCGAGGAUGUUCAUGUUGACGGGCAACUAGUAUCACAACAAAGCAAGGAUGUUCGGAAUCAGAAGGACUUGAAAACCGGCCAACGUCAGCAUGGCCAGAGCAAGAUGGCGUCUGUGUAUUCCUAUUUGGGCUUGCGAGUCUUUAAGAAUAUAUCGUUCAUCGUUUUCGCACUAGAAGAGGUACCAACGUGGAUGUGUCUCACAGCCGAAGUGUUCCUGCUUAUGGACAUCGUAGGAGAGAAAGGAUACGACCUGGUGGCUGGAUCCUACUUUCUGUCGGCUUACUCGAUGGCGUCUGUCUUUGGAAAUUUGUUCGGCGGGUUCUUGACGUCCGUCUUUCACAUACGGGGACUCGUAUUGGCUGGCGUCGGCACCUGCUGCGCGGGCGGUGCAGCGCUCGCUAUUUCGUUCGUGGGUAGUUUCCUCCCACUGAUGGCGCUGAUGGUUUUGGCGGGAUUUCUGCUGGGGCUGCUCUCGCUCUGCAACCCUGUCAUCGUGCUGGAGCUGGUCGGUUUAGAAUAUUAUGCCACUUCUCUCGGUCUCUUGUUUGGAAUUUCUGGAUUUUCUGACUUCAUCAGUGGGCCAGUAGGAGGCACUAUUCGUGACGUCAGCGGAAGCUACAAUCUGAUGCUCUAUGGGAUAGCUGGCGUGUUCGUUUUUAACGGAUUCGUCAAGUUUUUCCUGGCAUGGCUAAGCUCAAAGCAAUCUCACAAAGAAGAAGAGCGACAUGUGGCUAAAGAAACAGUCAUCACUCGCUUGUAAAAUAUAUAACUGGAGACCAGUUUUGAGUCCCAGCCCCCAUACGCGCCGUUGCCCAUUCGCUUCUACGUGGUUGCUUCGCUCUGCCGCUUUGCGGUUUGCUUUGCGGUUUGCUUUGCUGAUCAGUGCUCUGCUUGGCGCUGAGCGCGCAGCGCGAGCCCCUGGUACAAAUAGCGUGAUUUAAACUAAAGAAUUUAGUCCAUCUUUCAGAUGCUGUUAACUUGAGUUCUAGGUUUCAGCUAAGCGGUUUCCGCGACGCUGUCGUUCCUCAAGUUACCAAAUCUCAUCAGGUUCCGACAGGGCACAAUAUUUCGCGUAAAUUUAAUUUUGCGUAACCGACACGCGAACAGAACGGCCGUUCGCGUGUCGGUUACGCAAAAUUUAAUUUACGCGAACCGCAAAUCGGCUACGUCGCGACCUGUAGACGUUCAGAAAUUAAACCUUGCAAACUUCUCUAUUACAGGAAGUUUAUUAUACAGUUGAGUAUUGUAAUUUCGAGACCCUAAAUAUUGACUACUAUUCCGACAAAUGUUUUAGACUGAUUUGUGGAUACUCGAUGCGCAGCAAACCAGUAGACAACGUAAUAUUGCAACAGUUGUAACUUGCGACUAGUCUAAACUAAAAUGUUCAGUAUAGAGUCGAGCCAAAAAGGUUUAAAGAAAUGAGCACGGACCGCUGUGGGCGCCUAAAUUAUCUACUUCUAUUUUAGCUCUAAGGAAUAUAUAUUAGACAUAAUUUUUUAUAAAUGUUGAAAACGGCUUUAACGUAAACAGGAAUCUAAAAGUGUCACAAAAGUUGAAAAAUACUAACAUUGCAUAACGAGCUUUAAAAACAAACAUUUGCAACAUGACUGUAGUAUAGAAGUACAAUCGAUAAAGUGAAAGUACCGCAAAACGAGAAAAGGAAUCUGGAAGUGUAUCUAUUUUGUUUCAGUACUGGGGCGAAUAUUUAGUCCUUUUACAAUAUCGUUAACUUUAUCAAGCAUUAAAGACUCUGUUUUAUAAAAAAAA
Molecule: messenger RNA, 3482 nt
Organism: Gigantopelta aegis
Lineage: Eukaryota; Metazoa; Mollusca; Gastropoda; Neomphalida; Peltospiridae
Exons: 3
Coding region: 1186-2475 (429 amino acids)
Biological process (GO): transmembrane transport
Molecular function (GO): transmembrane transporter activity
Source: RefSeq, a predicted model, not a curated record